CAGAGACAGACAGACAUGCCAAUUCGCGGGAUCCAGACUCCUUUUCUUAACCAUAUUUUAUAAAACCAUCUGAAAUCCGCCCUCUCUCUCUCUCUCUCUCUCUCUCUCUGUGUGUGCCACCGCACGGCCUUUACGUACACUCUUCAAGUGCUCUCUUCCUCCAUCUCUCGAGCUCCGAUAGAGAGAGACUUUUCCUUUUCUCUUUUGCGGACAACGAGAGACAGAGAGAGACGUUGUUUUCUACAAGAAAGUGACGUUGCAGUCUCGCAGUUCAAUAAGAGGACGAAGAGUAAAGUGAGAGAAGCAGCAUUACAAGUUCUACACUGAGCAGCAAUGGGGAGGACUAGAUUCAACCUUCUCUUUGCGAUUUCACUGCUGCUUGUGCUUUUUGAUUGUUGUUCUGGAAGCAAGAUUGGAAUUUGCUAUGGAAGAAAUGCUGAUGACAUCCCUACACCUGAUAAGGUUGUCCAGUUGAUUCGACAGCAUAAUAUUAAAUAUGUGAGGAUCUAUGAUUCUAAUAUCCAGGUUCUCAAGGCAUUUGCAAAUACUGGGGUGGAACUAAUGGUUGGGGUUUCAAAUUCAGAUUUGUUGCCCUUCUCUCAGUUCCAAUCUAAUGCAGACACUUGGCUACGGAAUAGCAUUCUUCCUUACUACCCAGCAACAAAAAUCACAUACAUAACAGUUGGUGCUGAAGUCACAGAAGCCCCAAACAAUGCCUCUGCACUGGUUGUACCUGCCAUGCAAAAUGUUCUUACAGCUUUGAAAAAAGCUGGUUUGCAUAAAAGGAUUAAAGUUUCAAGCACUCAUUCCCUUGGUGUUCUAUCUCGAUCGUUCCCUCCCUCUGCAGGGGCUUUCAAUAGCAGUCAUGCGUUUUUCCUGAAACCUAUGUUGGAAUUCCUUGCUGAAAACCAGUCACCAUUUAUGAUCGAUAUAUAUCCUUACUAUGCUUACAGAGAUUCUCCAAGUAAUGUGUCUCUGGACUACGCACUUUUUGAGUCAUCUUCAGAAGUCAUAGAUCCAAACACUGGAUUAAUUUACACCAACAUGUUUGAUGCCCAGAUUGAUGCCCUUUAUUUUGCCCUGAUGGCACUGAAUUUCAGAACAAUAAAGAUCAUGGUUACAGAGACAGGUUGGCCAUCCAAAGGUUCUCGCAAGGAGACUGCUGCUACCCCUGAUAAUGCCCAGACAUAUAACACAAAUCUAAUUCGUCAUGUCAUUGAUGAUUCUGGGACUCCUGGAAAGCCUGGCGAGGAGCUAGAUGUGUAUAUUUUCUCAUUAUUUAAUGAGAACAGGAAGCCGGGAUUAGAAUCUGAAAGGAACUGGGGCUUAUUUUAUCCAGACCAGACUAGUGUCUAUAACUUAGAUUUCACCGGAAAAGGCACUGCUUUCUUGACACCAAACUCAAGUAUUACAAAUUCAAGUGGAACAACAUGGUGCAUUGCUUCUUCCAAGGCUUCUGAAAUGGAUUUGCAGAGUGCUUUAGAUUGGGCUUGCAGUUCUGGCAAUGUGGACUGUUCUGCUAUUCAACCUAGCCAGCCUUGUUUUCAGCCAGAUAAUCUGGCUUCACAUGCAUCAUAUGCAUUCAAUAGUUACUACCAACAAAAUGGGGCUACUGAUGUUGCCUGCAGCUUUGGUGGGGCUGGGGUAAAAGUUGACAAGGAUCCUAGUUAUGAUAAUUGCCUGUAUAUGACUGCCGGCAGCACGAACAAGACGGCAGCGAGUAAUACUAAUUCAACAGCACUUGCUUCAUCGACCUCUUUGUCCACGCAGAAUCAAUCAUUUACUUGGAUCUAUAGCUUCUUUCUUAUCAUCUCGCUCUCCUUUUUGAAUGUUUGCACAAUGUUUGGAGAUGCUUGAUCUCGAGGGAACAUUUUAAGGACAGCAUAAGAUGAUUAUCGAACAGACAACAGAGCGGGAUUGUGAUGUAUUUGAUUGGAUAAGUUGGUGGUGAACUGAAAUGGGGGUAAGUGGGUGUGGAGCAGCAUGGGGUUGUGCUUUGUUUGUAUGAUUAUGAUAUUAUUUAAAAAGAUGGGUAGGAAGAAUAGUUGGUCUGCAGGAUGUUUUUUGCACAUAAUGGAAGUGUAGGAUAUGACAAUUUGUGCUGUGAGUUUGCAGCUUCUGUUUGUUGAAUGUACCAUGCGGUGUCUGAAAGCAAAUGAAGUCAGUUUAAGAUAAAAACUACGUGAGAUUUUUAAGUGCAAGCAUAUAGUUUUAUGUUGGAGCGGAAUGAUCCUGAUGGUAUCAGCUUUUUGUCAAGCAUUUUUAGUACAUGAAUUUUGGCGACACGGCCGGGA
Carica papaya (papaya) is the source of this 2294-nucleotide messenger RNA. Its product is annotated as glucan endo-1,3-beta-glucosidase 13. Gene Ontology annotation, molecular function: hydrolase activity, hydrolyzing O-glycosyl compounds. The record is from RefSeq and is a predicted model, not a curated record. NCBI's taxonomy places the organism in Eukaryota, Viridiplantae, Streptophyta, Magnoliopsida, Brassicales, Caricaceae. Gene Ontology annotation, biological process: carbohydrate metabolic process.